Messenger RNA from Eucalyptus grandis, 2658 nucleotides. Its product is annotated as probable serine/threonine-protein kinase WNK9. Gene Ontology annotation, molecular function: ATP binding; protein serine/threonine kinase activity. Gene Ontology annotation, biological process: intracellular signal transduction; protein phosphorylation. The record is from RefSeq and is a predicted model, not a curated record. The coding region runs from base 19 to 2466 and encodes 815 amino acids. Lineage: Eukaryota; Viridiplantae; Streptophyta; Magnoliopsida; Myrtales; Myrtaceae. The transcript has 7 exons. Gene Ontology annotation, cellular component: cytoplasm.
GUGAAAAAUGAAAAGUACAUGCGCUCUCCAGCUCUCUCGCCUAAACUCUCUCAAAUAGCUACACCCUCUCUCUGUCUCUCUCUCUCUGACCAAAAGUUGGUGGAGAGCAAUAAUUUGUGCAUGAUAAACGGCCUUUCCAGUGCACAUCCUCGGCGAGUCAGGAAGAUUAGGAAGGGAGCUUCAAGGACGGGCAGCUGCCAGCACAAAAAAGGAGACGCCUUGGACUUCGGAGGUUGGAGGAUGAAUGGUCUCUCGCAAACCGAACCAGACCCUUCUGAGUUUGUAGAAGUUGAUCCCACCGGAAGAUAUGGCAGGUACAAUGAGAUCCUCGGUAAAGGAGCUUCAAAGACAGUUUAUAGAGCAUUCGACGAGUAUAAAGGCAUAGAGGUGGCUUGGAAUCAGGUCAAGCUCUAUGACUUCUUGCAGAGUCCUGAAGAUCUCGAGAGGCUCUACUGUGAAAUCCAUCUCCUGAAGACGCUGAAGCACAAGAACAUAAUGAAGUUCUACACUUCUUGGGUUGACACUGCCAAUAGGAACAUCAACUUUGUUACUGAAAUGUUCACUUCUGGGACCCUUAGGCAGUACAGGUUGAAGCAUAGGAGAGUUAACAUUAGGGCAGUGAAGCAUUGGUGCAGACAGAUCUUGAAGGGACUUCUCUAUCUUCACAACCACGACCCACCGGUGAUCCACAGGGAUCUCAAAUGUGACAACAUUUUUGUCAAUGGAAACCAAGGAGAAGUGAAGAUUGGAGAUCUUGGUUUAGCAGCGAUUCUACGGAAAUCUCAUGCCGAUCAUUGUGUAGGGACACCAGAAUUUAUGGCUCCAGAAAUUUAUGAAGAGGCUUACAAUGAAUUAGUGGACAUAUACUCAUUUGGGAUGUGCGUAUUGGAAAUGGUCACGUUUGAGUACCCAUAUAGUGAAUGCACGCACCCUGCUCAGAUCUACAAGAAAGUUAUCUCCGGAAAAAAGCCAGAUGCUUUGUAUAAAGUGAAGGAUCCAGAAGUGCGACAGUUUGUUGAGAAAUGCUUAGCUACGGUAUCUCUUAGACUUUCUGCUAGGGAGCUUUUGGAUGACCCUUUUCUUCGAAUCAAUGAACGUGAAUCAGAUUUGAGAUCACUGGAUUACGGAAGAGAAGUUGAUGAGAUGGGUCCUAUGUUGAGGGAACCAUACCUGCCUUGCAGCGAUGGAUCGUACGGUAAUGGAUAUUGUAAUGGUUAUGGUUAUACACCUGCAAAUCAAUGGGGUUAUCACCCAGCUGAGCUUGAAUCCAGCGGAAUGGAACUCUUCGAGUGCCAUGACGAUGAUCAUCCUGCAAAUGUUGAUAUUAGCAUAAAGGGCAAGAGAAAAGAAGACGGGAGCAUAUUUUUAAGACUCAGAAUUGCAGACAAAGAUGGUCCUAUCCGGAACAUAUAUUUCCCUUUUGACAUCGAAAUAGAUACAGCAUUAAGUGUAGCCACAGAAAUGGUUGCUGAGUUGGAUCUAAACGACCAAGACGUGACUAGGAUUGCUGAUAUGAUUGAUGGGGAGAUAUCUUCUUUGGUUCCAGAGUGGAGGCCAGGGCCCGGAAUAGAGGAAAUGCCACAGUUUGCAAACCAAAAUUUUUGUGAGAACUGUGCAUCCAACCGCACCUCCACUGGCUCCUUCGUGGAAUUUUUAUCACAUCACCCUGAGUUCACAAACACGCAGAUGCAGUGUUGCAGGAACGGAUGCACUUCAAUGCAUGGUAGGUUCGAGGAGAUAACCUACCAAGCUGGCGGUCCGGAGCAUCACACGAGAGAGGGUGCACCAAAUGUGUGGAGCACAUCAGAGGGCUCAGAUUAUCAGGAUAUCUGGGAUCAGCGGGAAAGUCGUGAACUCAGUUCGGCAGGACCCUCUGAACCCAGUCACACUGAUGAAGAGAGUGAGAGGUUGGAUGUAUCAAUUUCAAAGGAAACUAGUUCAGAGAUGAAAUCAGAAGAUAAGGUCCCAUUUGGUGCUAGAGAAUCUAUUCUGAAAGGGAUUGGUUCGUGCUCAUUGUCAGCGUAUCCAUCUUUUUGCCGUGAUCUAUCAGAUGAUUAUGAGAAUGUGGUCCAGCGCGAAUUAAGAUGGCAGAAAGCAAAGUAUCAGAUGCAGUUGAGAGGACUCGAAGACCUACAACUCGGACAGACUUUGAAAGUUCCAGCUCACUCUAACCGGGAAGUGAAAACAAAUAAUGUGGUUUCCCCAACUCUGGUUCAACUUUUAAGUACACAGUUGCAGGAUGGAGUUCAACUCCCUGCUUAUAACGAGCAUUCGACUUCAAAUGGUCCUAACUGCAGGUAUGAUGUUAGCCCCAAUUUGGAAACCCGAAGGGCCCAAAAUUGUGAGGCGGAUGAUGACUCCUCAAGAGAAGUAAAAACGGCCACUGCUGAGAGUUGCUACACCAUGUCACUGCUUCCACACACGCUCCAUAGGACGACAUCCCUCCCCGACGCCAUUUAUAUAUAGGUUCAUAAGGCACUUCUCAUUCUUGUACAUGUCUAAUACAUCCCUAGAGAGGCUGCCAUUGUCGGAUCCACCAUUUUCAGGCGUGUAAUGAUGUUAGAAAAACAAUGACAAUGUCUAUUGAGUCACAAUUCUUUAUAUUAGCCAUUUGCUGAGUUUAUUGCAAUGUCUGGCCUGGUUAUAUCGGAGCUCUCA